AUGAAAUUGCUGCAGGAACUGGUCCCUGGAUGUAAUAAGAUUACUGGCAAAGCAGUGAUGCUUGAUGAGAUUAUCAACUAUGUGCAGUCACUGCAACAGCAAGUCGAGUUUUUGUCAAUGAAGCUGGCAACAGUAAAUCCAGAGCUGAAUGUGGACAUCGAGCGUGUUUUGACUAAAGAUCUUCUACAUCCACAGGUUGGUUUAGGACCAGGUUUUGGCUCAUCUCAUGCUUUUACAGGACUUCACAGCUCGACUGCUCUGCCUUAUCAUCCCUUACCCCCGAACUUGUGGAACAAUGAGCUGCAAAGUAUCCUCCAGCCGGGAUUCGAUUCUAACCCUUCGCUCGGCAGUUUGGGGGCAAACGGUUUGUCGAAAAUGGAUUUGUAG
Messenger RNA from Striga hermonthica, 387 nucleotides. NCBI's taxonomy places the organism in Eukaryota, Viridiplantae, Streptophyta, Magnoliopsida, Lamiales, Orobanchaceae. The record is from the annotation of a GenBank genome assembly.